GGACGGACGGAGCCGAGGAAUAAGUGACGCCGGCGGAGCAGAAGGCGCACGCAGGCAGGGCAGAGGGACCGUAUAAGACGCUGGGAAGCGGCGCGUUGGUUUUUUUACUACUCCGUUCUCCUUAUCCUCUCGGUGCGGGCUUCUUCUUUAAUUUUUUUUCCUUGACUGAAGAGGAAGAAACAAAAAAAAAGCAAGAUGGGCGUGGAAGGUGGGAUGAAAUGUGUUAAAUACCUGAUGUUUUUCUUCAACUUUAUAUUCUGGCUCUGCGGAAUUGCUCUGAUUGCCCUGGGGAUUUGGGUACAAAUCGAGCUCAAAAACACGCUGACAAUGACCAGCUCAACAUCCACUACUGCUGUUCCUAUUGUCAUUUUGUCCGUGGGCGUCAUAGUGUUCUUCAUCUCCUUCCUUGGUUGCUGCGGGGCAGCGAAAGAGAACUACUGCAUGGUCACCACG
This is a messenger RNA of Thamnophis sirtalis, 453 nucleotides long. The record is from RefSeq and is a predicted model, not a curated record. NCBI's taxonomy places the organism in Eukaryota, Metazoa, Chordata, Lepidosauria, Squamata, Natricidae.